Molecule: messenger RNA, 1843 nt
Organism: Rhinichthys klamathensis goyatoka
Lineage: Eukaryota; Metazoa; Chordata; Actinopteri; Cypriniformes; Leuciscidae
Gene: rnf167
Product: ring finger protein 167
Exons: 10
Coding region: 285-1502 (405 amino acids)
Biological process (GO): protein ubiquitination; positive regulation of DNA-templated transcription; ubiquitin-dependent protein catabolic process
Cellular component (GO): cytoplasm; nucleoplasm
Molecular function (GO): ubiquitin protein ligase activity
Source: RefSeq, a predicted model, not a curated record
GUUCUCACACUUCCUGUUGGCCUUGCAGGAUUGUAAACAAACGUGAGAUCGUAGUCCCAAGAAGGAUCGAAUCAGCCAAGCAUCCUGAGAAACCGACACAAAUCAAUGAGCUAUGAGCUUCGAGAAGGAUCUUUUGGAGGAAUAAGCGCCGUGUCACAACGAUUACAGCUGAAUCAAAGCAACGACGCGAGUGGAAGACUAACGUUAGCUGUCCGCUAAGGAAUACGAGUGAUUAACCAGCUAGCUGGCAGUCGCUUGUACAGUGAGGCUCGGCCUAAUUCAGGAUGGUGUGUGUGGGGACUCGACUGGGCGUCUCGCUCCUGGUCUUAUGCUUCACUCUGGCACCCUCUCCUGGUCAGGCAUAUAUAUAUGCUCAUUACAGUAACAUGACCUCCAUGCUGUUUGAAGAUCUGCCUUCUCUCUUUGGCUCUCCCCUGCCAAAAGAUGGACUCAUGGGUGUGCUGGUUGAAGCUCGUCCUCAGAACGCUUGCACACCUAUAGAUCCUCCUCCAGUUUCUCCCACACCCUCAGAUCCCACUACAAACAGCUCUACAAAAUACAUUGUCCUUAUUCGACGCUACGACUGUAACUUUGAUAUCAAGGUGCUCCAUGCACAGCAGGCCGGUUACAGUGCAGCCAUAGUUCACAACAUGUUCUCUAAUUCACUUCUCAGUAUGGGAUCCAGCAAUGACACCAUCGCGGAUGGGAUCGAGAUUCCCUCUGUGUUUACAAGCUACUAUGCCUCUCAAAUACUGCGCAGCUUUAUCAUACCAGAGAAAGGGGCCUUUGUGAUUCUGAAGCCCGAGUUCUCCUUUCCUCUGUCCUACUAUCUCAUCCCCUUCACUGGAGUCGUCGGCAUGAUCAUCAUUGUCAUGGUCGUCAUACUGGUUGUGCGGUGCGUGCAGCACAGGAAGAGACUUCGGAAAAACAGACUCUCCAAAGAACAGCUGAAGAAAAUCCCCACUCACAAGUUUGUUAAAGGUGACGAGUAUGAUGUGUGCGCGAUUUGCCUAGAUGAAUAUGAAGAGGGAGAUAAGCUGAGAGUGCUGCCGUGUUCACAUGCUUACCACUGCAAGUGUGUGGACCCCUGGCUCACCCUAACCAAGAAAACCUGCCCAGUGUGCAAGCAGCGCGUGACCCGUCCCAACCCAGAAACCUCUGAGUCUUCAGAUUCGGAGGAAGAGGCGGGGCCGCGCGAGGCUGGCGGGGAAGAGGACGGAGCGAUCAGUGAGGCUGAUUCUGAACGCACCCCUCUCCUCCGCUCGUCCAACCCCGCGUCCCCUGCCUCCUCCAGCCCGCCUCCCAACUACUCCUCCACAGUGACGUCCAGCGAAGCCGUGGCUACGGUCACAACCUCCGCUCAGUGCUUGCCACACACACCGCAGCACGACGAGUACUGCACACCCGUAGAGGACUCGGAUGAAGGUACUGAUGAUGAGGAGGGUCACCCCUCGGAUAGCGACACCACAGAGCUCAUCGGACGCGGCGCAUUACGAGUCUGAUUAAAAACUACCCCUUUAUCUCGGUCACUUUGGUUGUUAUAGGGAUCUGUUUUCUCUGAUGUAUAUGGCAGAGGUGGAUUUUUACACCCCUUAUUUUGAGAUGCAUUUUGUCCAGUCUCACUGAGAUUACACGUCCAUCCCACUUUUAGUUCUAGCUAGUGCAUCCAACACUAAACGGCAUAUGUGCAACGUUUUACAGUUCCUGACAAAAAUACAGAUUGGCGUGGUUCACAAAAUCAUGUGUUGUCCUAAAAUGUCCAAAUCACAGUUAAAGGUCAUGUAAAAACUAUUUGAGGUUAAUGAAACCAUCCUUAGAUAAAUAGAAACGCAUCUUUUACUCA